This is a messenger RNA of Mya arenaria, 1877 nucleotides long. RefSeq names its product metalloproteinase inhibitor 2-like. The record is from RefSeq and is a predicted model, not a curated record. The transcript is spliced from 5 exons. Lineage: Eukaryota; Metazoa; Mollusca; Bivalvia; Myida; Myidae. Gene Ontology annotation, molecular function: metalloendopeptidase inhibitor activity. The coding region runs from base 834 to 1529 and encodes 231 amino acids.
UGCGUUUUAGCAACUCUCUGUCAUUUUCAGCAGAAUAAACCAGUUUCAAAACUUUCCUUUGAUAAAUUUCAUCACCGAAGUUGAUGACAGAUCUGUGUCUAAGUUAAUUCCAGCCGUUUUCCGCAUCAUGUUUCUUCUUCCGGGAAGACAUGAAGUUUCUAUAUUUAGCAUGUGAAAGUCACGUGAUCAUUACAGAUAAAAAAAUUGACACUAUUUUUAAGUUUUCUGGUUUUUACGUGGUAGACAACCCAAGUAAAUUUCGAAUUGGAAAAAUGGGCAAAAGCUGCAAAAGAUACAUGUGUCGUAAGCGAUACGAUAACCAGUAAGUGAGAUUCAAUGCAAUUUACACAAAAAUAUAAAUUUCAUGAAAGUUUUUGACAAUUUCUUUUUCUUGCAAUUGUAUCAUCUUGUGUCUAGUCCCUUUAAUAUAUAAACCUUUCAAGUUAUGAUAUUUUAAGCUAAUAUGAAGUGCUUGCAUUUCUCUCGUACGCGGGCGCCACACACUGUAUAAUAGGUGGUUGUAAAGGUCACUAGGUUUAUGUUCAUCUAGCAUAUGGUAAUAAUUUGACGACGUACUAGAAGAUAAAUAUGGCCAGUCCUUAAAACCAAAUUUUCAAGUAAGUUAUGCAAAUAAAAAAUGGUAUCGCCAAUGAGCAAUGGGGAGUUGGUGGGAAAAUAUGAGUAAAUCAUUAUGGCUGGAAAAAUAGCAGCAAUUUGCCAUCAUUUUAUUAAGUUGGAAGAUAAUUUAUGCUUUAAACGAUGUCAAUUUAAAAUAUUUCACGGCUAGGACCUUUAUAUUGUAUUAACAUGAGUUUUUGUGUCAUAAGGAAACAAUGAUUCGGCUGAUGAUUGUCGCCAUAGCGUUGACCCUGGCGCUGCUGCUAAUGACUCCCCGGGCUGAAGGAUGUUCUUGCCUUCCACGAACGCCCGCGGAAAUCUAUUGCAAGUCGGACUACGCGGCCCUUCUUAAAGUAGUGGAUGUUUCUGAGCCUUUCUAUGAUGAUAGCAUGCAGCCAGGGCCUUGGAAUAUGCCCUUGUUUGAUUAUGAUAUAGAAGUUCUGACGGAUUUCAAGGGAAAUAUCUUCUCGAACCCAUUGCUUCAAGCCAGCAGUAACGAUGGAUUGUGCGGUGUCAGUUUUGGUAAUGGAACCUACCUCAUUAUGGCAGACUUUGCACCAAACGUGAGGCCUGGUGGACACGGAAAAGUUAUCACUUCAUGGUCGUGCGCUUUCAACCGUUACAUUGAUUCCUCAAACCCAGAGAUGGCCGCGGCCGAAGUUGCGUCAUACAUGUCCUUUCUAACUGAUGAUUUCUCGUGCGAAAAUGUCAGUAAGAAGCGUACGCUGAAGGAGUCGUUCGCAAAGAAGUUCAAUUCAGCACUGGAAGAAGACCGUGGAAAAUUGUCCGCUUUGCAAGAACAGGCUAGAAAAGCCCAAUUAGGCCUGCAACGGAAAGUCGAUGCAGGCCGGGAACAGACAGGCUACGCCAACUUCUCAAGGCUGCGUUUAAUUCCUUCGCAAAUACUUUAAGAUUUUUAUGCAUUUACUCAAAUGAAUCAAAACCAUGUAGUUUUAGAUACUUGAAAUACUCAUUUGGUAUGUGGACUACCCAUACACUUUCCAUUCCAUUCGGCACAAUAUGACUUUACUUAAUGCUUUACGAGCUCUGAUUUGAACUGUUAAAGUGUAUAAUAUGCAUUAAGUAAUGGUUAAAGGUUGUUAGUAUGUACUUACACAAGUAAAUGGUUUAAUGCGACACAGUCACAUAACCAUGAAUUUUGUGUAAACACAACAAUCUUAAAAAAGUCAAUUAAGAGCCAAUAAAGGUUAUUAAAAACAUAGAAAAUAUUCUUAUGAAUGAACACACUCACCAAAAGA